Xyrichtys novacula (pearly razorfish) is the source of this 492-nucleotide messenger RNA. The record is from the annotation of a GenBank genome assembly. Lineage: Eukaryota; Metazoa; Chordata; Actinopteri; Labriformes; Labridae.
AUGAUAACAGAGAAAACAGAUCAUUUGAGUAAUUAUGGAGAAAUCAAAAAGUCAUUUAUGGUUACAGAUAGUGAUAGUUUAUUUUUCAAAAACCUGAUCAUUGAAUUUAACAAUGCUAAAGCCUUGGCAAAACUAAAACCACUUUUGCCGUAUCCGUAUCACUCCCGUGUUGCUGCAGACGUAGUCUUUGUUGUAAAAGACACCGCCACAGUGGAGACUGCCUCGACCCCCGACAACCUCCAGGAGCUGAGAAGGAUUUCUCAGAGCAGUGGCCAAUCCUUUGAAGAUGUUGUGAAGGGGAUGAUGAGCCAAAUAAGUGCUCAUUUGGCUUUAAGAAGAGGAGCAAAUGAUGAUGGUGAUGAUGACAGUGAAGAGGAGGAGGAGCAGAAAGAGCCCAGUAAAUCCCAGGAAAUCCUCACAGCAACCCAGUCAUUCCUCCAAUUACCUACCAUGACCCUCACCUCAAUCUCAUUCAGAACCUCAUCAAACUAA